ACGUCCCGCUUUUCUUCUUUCCCCCUUCCCCGGCUCCCUCCAGCCUGGGCGCCAGUGAUUGACAGGGGGCCAUUUAAAUACAACCUGCCCCUACCCCACCCCCGCAGCGUGCGCGCGGCGGUGUUUCCCUGCCUGUGCCCAGGAGGCGCGGAAACCGCCCGAGCCUUUUGACAGACUCUGGGCAGCAGCAGCCGCUUCCCCGCCGCCGCUGCAGGCAGACGCACCAGGCUUCCAAUGUGACAUCACCCACCCCCGGAGCGGGGCCGCGCGCCUUUAAGGGAGCCACUUUCCCUGCUGCGAGCGGGAGGGGGAGGAAGAGAGGCGAGAAAUCAAUCAAUAAAUCACCGAGGGGGAAGCCGCUGCGGGACCAGCCGAUUUCGCCCGGGAGCCGCGCCUGCUGGGGCCCGAUCCGCCUGCUCUGCAGACGCCGAAGGGAUCUUGCGCGCAGACCUCAAGGGAGCGCCCUGAAAACUUCCUCCCGUGGCCCCUUCGAGGCGGUGCAGCGAUCUUGGCGGCGCAUGGUGCCUGGCUGGAUGGUGUGGUAGCGGGGGGAGCGUUUGGCGAGGCCAGGGGGUGGGGGAGGCUGCUGCAUCGGUCUCCCCUAUGGACGAGAACAGCCCUCUGUCUCCCAAGGCAAAUGCUUUCAGUAUCGCCUCUCUGAUUUCAGUCGCCGCCGAGCACGCAGGGAAGGAAGCGCUGGAGGAGCCCAGCUGUGGCCUUAGCAAGCACUUCAGCCCCGGCUCCCAGCCGCAGAGGAUGCAUUUCAGCACCGUCACCAGAGACAUGGAAGCCAUCUCCAGCCCCUGGCUCACCCAGCUGUCCCAUUUUUGCGAUGUUGCAGCUUUCACGGCCAACAGCCUGAGCAGCCUGAACGCCUCCGGCGGCUACCACCUCUCCCCUUCCCCGGGGGACCCCUACGGGCAGCCCGAGCCGCCGCACUACGAGCCCUGCUCGGCCCAGCAGCACCCGCACCAGCACGGCUACCCGUUCGGAGGCGGCCCGGGCUCGGGCCCCAACCCGCCGCCGCCCGGCCCGGAGCCACCCGAGAGCGGCGGCGGCGCGGCUGCUUCGGGCUGCUCCGCCGCGCCGGCGGCCAAAGCGCCCGUCAAGAAGAACCCCAAGGUGGCCAAUGUCAGCGUGCAGCUGGAGAUGAAGGCGCUGUGGGACGAGUUCAACCAGCUGGGCACCGAGAUGAUCGUCACCAAGGCCGGCAGGCGCAUGUUCCCCACCUUCCAGGUGAAGAUAUUUGGAAUGGACCCCAUGGCUGAUUACAUGUUGUUAAUGGAUUUUGUACCCGUGGACGACAAAAGAUAUCGAUAUGCCUUCCACAGCUCCUCCUGGCUGGUGGCCGGCAAAGCUGACCCUGCUACCCCAGGGAGAGUUCAUUAUCACCCCGACUCUCCUGCUAAAGGAGCCCAGUGGAUGAAACAAAUAGUAUCCUUCGAUAAACUGAAGCUGACCAACAAUCUAUUGGAUGACAAUGGGCACAUCAUUUUGAACUCCAUGCACAGAUACCAGCCUCGUUUUCAUGUGGUCUACGUGGACCCCAGGAAAGACAGCGAGAAGUAUGCAGAGGAGAACUUUAAAACGUUUGUGUUCGAGGAGACCCGCUUCACCGCCGUGACCGCCUAUCAGAAUCACAGGAUCACACAACUCAAGAUUGCCAGCAACCCCUUCGCUAAAGGAUUCAGAGACUGUGAUCCAGAAGACUGGCCCAGGAAUCACAGACCAGGGGCCCUUCCUCUGAUGAGUGCUUUUGCCAGGUCCAGGAAUCCAGUAUCUUCCCCUGCACAUCAGAAUGGGACUGAGAAAGACGCUGCGGAGAGCCGACGGGAGUACGAGCGGGAAGCGGCCGGCGGGACCCCUCUCCACGCCGACCCCGCGCACCAGCAGCUCAUGUCGCGGGUGCUGAGCCCGGCCCUGCCCGUCCCCGGCGCGGGGGGCCUCGUCCAGCUCAGCAGCACGCCCGGGAGCCGGCCCAGCCCCCCGCACCACGAACUGCGGCUGGAGCCCCCCGCCUCGGAGCCCCUGCACCACCACCCCUACAAGUACCCGGCGGCGGCCUACGACCACUACCUGGGGGCGAAGAGCCGGCCCGCCCCCUACCCCUUACCCAGCAUCCGGGGCCACGGCUACCACCACCACCACCACCACCACAUGGGCCCGCCGCCGGCCAACGUGUACUCCUCGGCGGGCGCGCCGCCCAGCUACGACUACGGGCCGCGGUAACCCGCCCGCCCCCUGCCCUGCCCUGCCCUGCAUGGUGUGCGCCCCCCGGCUGCCGAGAGGAGAACUCCCGCUUCCCGCCGCCCCGAGCGCCUCCCCCGGCCCGGCCCGGCGGGGCCGCUGCUCGGUUCUGCCCACCCGCCCCCUGGCCCGCCGGAGAGAGCGGGCGGGCCGGAGGCCGGAGCGAGGCAGGUAGGGGCCGGGCCGGGCCCGGGGCAUCCGGCGACUGGCCGCGGCACUUCGCUUUGCUCCAGCGACAAAGCCAGAGGCGGCGCUUCUCGCUCCCGUGUGAGCAACGGGCACCACCCACCGCACUGAUGAUGUUUCGCGCGCCCGGCCGCGGUCCUCCCCAGGCCCCGGGAAGGAGGCCGGCGGGGUGACUAGCCCCUGGGAAGGGGCAGUGACUCGCCUGCGGCAGAGCCAGCCGUAGACUCUCGGUUUCCCAACGCCCAGGCCUGGCCCUCCCGCGCCAGCCCAUGUGGGCUCUGGAAGGAAACUUGGCCUGGGGGCGGGGGAAUCACGUUAACACCGAAUGAGACGAUGUCCUGUGCUCAGCAGCUGGCCCUGGGCACCUGCAGUCCCUUGGCCUGAUCCUACUCCUCGUGAGAUCCACCUGAGUGGCAUUGUUGUGACUCACUGACGUGGGAGGACUGGGGGCUCCCUUGGCUUUAAACCUUCUCCCCCUCCCCACUGUAUUUUCCAGGGGACUAGCGGUGGAAGUAGGGCUUAAAUUAGGAAAUGUUUUGAUGUUGCCAGAUGACCUCCAGCCAGGGCCCAUCUCUUCAUGACUGAUGAGGUUGUAGGGGGCAACUUUAUACACAAGCAACUGUUUGGGGCCCGGUGCUUCUCUAAUGUAGCCCAAGGCCAAGAACAGUGCUACAGACUUUUAUUUUUCCCAACAAUCGGUAUUAAGGUCAUUACAAGCAUACAGAAAAAAAGACAAAGUUUGGGCCAUAUUUUCAUAUUUCUCAGAGGGUUCAUGAUUGCUGGUGAUGAGAACACCACCAAAGCAGCACUACCUUGCCUGGUGAUUUCCUGGUCUCUAAAUACUCUCUACUGCAGCCUGGCCUUUUAGAGGAUUUCCCCGCCCCCCCCCCAGCAUGCUUUUCAGGGGCUGGCCCUUUAUAUCUGGCAGAGCUGCAACUGGCUGCUUGCUGUAUGCCCCUUCUUACAUCUGGAAAGUACAUUUUAUGUCUCCCCUCAGGUUGCUUUUCUUGUGGAGAUGGUCCACAUCCCAAAAUUUAGCUUCUGACAUAUGUCUCGAGCUACACAUUAUGAAUAUCCAGACUACGUUUUUGCUUGGUGUUCCACCAAUUGUCAGGCCAGUCCUGUUUUUCAGAGAAGGAUUUAACGGCUAAUUGACCAUGCGGGUUUAAAAGUGCCUCCGUCCUCCUCCCUCUCCUCCACAGAAUUCUGUGGAAAGAGAGAGGUUAUAUUUUAUGUCCUCUAAUUCAUCCAUAUUUGUGCCUCUGCAUUGCAAAUUCCACAGUGUUCUCUUGGUAUCUUUUUGAAAGGGGAUUCCUUACCUUGUGAAGGUGGCAAAUGUUAAGAUCACGUAGUAAUGUCUAUCCAGUCUUCAGCAAUAGGCUCUAUCCAGAAGAGAUACAGGCAGAUGUGAAUAUUUUCUGUAACUUUUUCCAUUACAAAAAUUUGGAUCCAUUGUGAAGAUUUGUGCAAGAACCAUGUGUUUUUAUUUGACAUUUGCAGUGAAUUGUGAAAUUUUUAGUGUCCGACUACACAAUAAUAACUGUUCUCAAAAAGGCUGAUGUGAAAUAGACUUGUGCAUAUUAUUAGACAGGUGGAAACUGCUCUCUGACAUGCCCUGUUGCUUUGUCGCUGUUAUUUCAGAGUUUUCACUAUGAUUUGUUACCUGGACAUUGAUUAGUGCCAAAGCUUUUGUUUAAUGAAGUUGUUAUAUUUAUUUUUUUCUUUCAGAGAUUAUACAAACGUUUUUGGUUUUGUUUUCAUAAUAGUUGCAGUGUAGGAAAAAGUCAAGACAACCAAAGAGUCAUAUCUGCAAACAGUGUAGAUACUUGUAGAUAUUUAUAGAUAUGUGUAGAUAAUCUUAUUACAGUUACAUUGAAAAGACAUUGGACAGUGACAUUUAUAAAUGGUUUUCCUUC
Molecule: messenger RNA, 4349 nt
Organism: Chrysemys picta bellii (western painted turtle)
Lineage: Eukaryota; Metazoa; Chordata; Testudines; Emydidae
Gene: TBX1
Product: T-box transcription factor 1
Biological process (GO): cell fate specification; regulation of transcription by RNA polymerase II; positive regulation of DNA-templated transcription
Cellular component (GO): nucleus
Molecular function (GO): RNA polymerase II cis-regulatory region sequence-specific DNA binding; DNA-binding transcription factor activity, RNA polymerase II-specific
Source: RefSeq, a predicted model, not a curated record